CUCCCUCCCCCUAUAAAUACUUGUCAUCUCUGUUCCAACCACACCAACGAAACACGCUCCUAGCAUUCCUGCCCUGUCGCUUUCACUUUCAUCUGCACGCCUCCUGCCGUCCUACAUCUCACGGACCAGACGCAACAACAGAGGGUACCUUCGAAGAUGAGCCGCAGCAACAAGAAGAACUCUUCAAGGGGCCUUGACCUGAAGCUGAACCUCUCGCUGCCGGCAAGAGGGAACUCCUCCAACAGGGCGAUGGCCGACGAGGAGUCGUCCCCGAGCUCGUGCCUGUCGUCAGAGAACGAGCACGGCCUGCAGUGGUCCAACAGCCCCGAGGCAACGUCUAUGGUGCUUGCCGCCUGCCCUCGCUGCUUCAUCUACGUCAUGCUCCCUCAGGAUGACCCUCGGUGCCCCCAGUGCAAGAGCCCCGUGCUCCUUGACUUCCUGCAGGACAAUAACAAUAAUAACAGCAACAACAAUAGCAGCAGGAAGAGCAGGAGGGGAUGAAAGAAGAGGACAACAGGUUGGCAGCACAACAUCAAGAAAAGCGUUUAUAUGAAGUCCUAGGUCCAGUAGUUCUAUUUUAGUUUGGUCAUUUCUUCAGUGUAACCAUGAUAUGUCAGCACUAAAAUUGUGAUGCUAGCAUAUAUCCAUGUGCUAGUGUCAUGAUUUUGAUAUAUCACGGAUACACUGGGGAUUAUAUCCCCUCUCCUGCGUUCUUCUUUAGUGGUUCUAAACGGAGUAGAUUUGUUUAGACAUAGGACCAGACUUCUUCUCUUCUGUUUGUUAUUUCCAAGAUAACAAGAAAAGUUUACCCCGGAAAUCUCAAAUCGGGAUGAGAAUAUCAUUCUGAGAUAUCCAUAAUAGCUUUAUUUCAA
Messenger RNA from Brachypodium distachyon (stiff brome), 872 nucleotides. RefSeq lists its product as uncharacterized. Lineage: Eukaryota; Viridiplantae; Streptophyta; Magnoliopsida; Poales; Poaceae. The transcript is spliced from 2 exons. The record is from RefSeq and is a predicted model, not a curated record. The coding region runs from base 157 to 501 and encodes 114 amino acids.